Thrips palmi is the source of this 1038-nucleotide messenger RNA. RefSeq lists its product as uncharacterized. Bases 16 to 1038 code for a protein of 340 amino acids. Lineage: Eukaryota; Metazoa; Arthropoda; Insecta; Thysanoptera; Thripidae. The transcript has 7 exons. Gene Ontology annotation, molecular function: protein binding. The record is from RefSeq and is a predicted model, not a curated record.
AAGGAACCUUGGUCAAUGAGAACUAGGAAUGACCUGCUCUCAGGAGUUCCAGGUCCUCUCUAUCGAUUCAGCAUGAACCGGUGUAAUCGGGAACAUCUUGUUCGGAAAAUGGCUGAUAAGGAGAGAGCGCUCAUCGCAAAGUACUACGAUGAGGAUGGUAAUUUGGUCAAACGCCGUCGAACACGCCAGCAAGCCAAGCUGGCGUCCUGCGUCUCCAGCAUUCAGGAGUUCGAGGCCAGCGAGAUCCACACUCUCCCGGACGAGGUGCUGCUGCUGGUGUUCUCCCGCAUGCAGUCUGCGGAGCUGCUUCCCCUCCGCCUGGUGUGCCCGCGAUGGAACCAGCUCGUCCUCGACCCCACCGUGUGGCGGCGCCGGGAGAUUGUCGUGAGCACAGGUGAUUGGAGCCCGCAGGUUCGAGGGGUUGGCUCUACAGACCUUCGCACCGCGGCCAGUGUCUUGUACGUCGCACCCAUGCUGGAAACACUCGAGAUUCCUCCCGUUCGUUAUUUGCGAGGGGAGAAACUGAUGAUGGCGGCAUUGUUGGAGGGAAGAUGUCAGAUGCGCUCCCUGACCUGCGACUUGGCGCUCCGUGUGGGCGCGGACGUCCACUCGGCGCUCUUCCGCAGACUGCAGCCGAGCCUCGUCGCGCUCGACGUGGGGCUGUCGCACGGCGCGUCGCAAGGCGGGAGUGGCAUGGCCGCCAUCAAGCGGCACCUGGCCAACGCCCUCGAGCUGCUCGACGACUCCCCACUGGAACGCCUGGCCCUGCGCGGGAGCCGCGGCUACUCCUACCCCAUCAACCUCCAGCUGCAGGACUUCGAGUUCAAGAAGCUGGAGACGCUGCAGAGCAGGUUCGUGUUCGCGUCCUGGAGCUCCCGCGGCGGCUGGAAGGAGAACGCCAUCGUGAUGAGGUUCCGGCGCGUGUGCACGACGAUGCGCACCUACCUGCCGGGCGUGUGGAGGCACGUCCUGAACCACACCAUCGGGCCCGACGGCCCCCUCCAGGAGGACUGCCCCAUCCGCACGGUGAGGACCUGA